CCAUCUUUGGUCCUGCUAUGUCAUUAUGGACUUUAUCGGAGUUGGUUUCUUUACUGCUUAAAAUGAGGCAUUUUUUGCUAUCUGUGGGAAUUUGCCUGUAAUUCAUUUCCCUCACUGCGGCAUUGAGAAUUACACCAAAUUGAAAAGAUAUGAAUGAAUAUCCUAAAAAAAGAAAAAGGAAGACUUUACACCCUUCUCGUUAUUCAGAUUCUUCUGGAAUAAACAGAAUAACAGAUGGGGUCAGUGGAAUCUUUUCUGAUCAUUGUUACAGUGUCUGUUCUAUGAGACAGCCAGACUUAAAAUACUUUGACAACAAAGACGAUGAUUCUGAUCCUGAGGCAUCAAAUGACUUGCCCAAGUUUACAGAUGGAACCAAAGGCAGAAAUAAGAAUCAGAACUACCUGGUUCCUAGCCCUGUGCUUAGAAUUCUAGACCACACCGUCUUUUCCACAGAAAAGUCUGCUGAUGUUGAAAUCUGUGAUGAAGAAUGUGACUCCCCCGAGUCGGUGCAUCCGCAUACUCAAGAAGAGAGCCCUAUAGAGGUUCACACCUCAGAGGACGUCCCCAUUGCUGUAGAAGUUCAUGCGAUUUCUGAAGACUAUGAUAUAGAGACAGAGAACAAUUCCUCUGAGAGCCUCCAAGACCAGACUGAUGAAGAGCCACCAGCCAAACUGUGUAAAAUACUUGACAAGAGCCAAGCUUUGAAUGUGACUGCCCAACAGAAGUGGCCUUUACUGAGAGCCAAUAGCAGUGGCCUCUAUAAGUGUGAACUUUGUGAAUUCAACAGUAAGUAUUUUUCUGACCUAAAGCAGCAUAUGAUCCUGAAACACAAGCGCACUGACUCGAAUGUUUGUCGAGUGUGUAAGGAAAGCUUUUCCACCAAUAUGCUUCUCAUCGAGCAUGCCAAACUUCAUGAAGAAGAUCCCUACAUCUGUAAGUACUGUGACUAUAAGACAGUGAUCUUUGAGAACCUCAGCCAGCACAUUGCAGACACCCACUUCAGCGACCACCUUUACUGGUGCGAGCAGUGUGAUGUACAGUUUUCCUCAAGUAGUGAGCUCUACCUGCACUUCCAGGAGCACAGCCGUGAUGAGCAGUACCUGUGCCAGUUCUGUGAGCAUGAGACAGGUGACCCUGAGGACCUGCAUAGCCACGUGGUCAAUGAGCAUGCUCGGAGACUGAUAGAGCUAAGUGACAAGUGCAGCAGUGGUGGGCAUGGACAGUGCAGCCUUUUAAGCAAGAUCACUUUUGACAAAUGUAAAAACUUCUUCGUAUGUCAAGUAUGUGGAUUUCGGAGCAGACUUCACACAAACGUGAACAGACAUGUUGCUAUUGAGCAUACUAAAAUAUUCCCUCAUGUUUGUGAUGACUGUGGGAAGGGCUUUUCCAGCAUGUUAGAAUAUUGCAAGCAUCUAAAUUCACAUUUAUCUGAAGGGAUUUAUUUAUGCCAAUAUUGUGAAUAUUCAACAGGACAAAUUGAAGAUCUUAAAAUUCAUCUUGAUUUCAAGCAUUCAGCUGACUUGCCUCAUAAAUGUAGUGACUGCCUGAUGAGGUUUGGGAAUGAAAGGGAAUUAAUCAGUCACCUACCAGUCCACGAGAAUACCUGACUGUUAUCCUUACAUAAUGUUUAUAUAAAAUAAUAAAUGCUUUUUUAAUGUUAAG
This is a messenger RNA of Phodopus roborovskii (desert hamster), 1662 nucleotides long. RefSeq names its product zinc finger protein 639 (gene Znf639). The record is from RefSeq and is a predicted model, not a curated record. The transcript has 6 exons. NCBI's taxonomy places the organism in Eukaryota, Metazoa, Chordata, Mammalia, Rodentia, Cricetidae. Gene Ontology annotation, molecular function: RNA polymerase II transcription regulatory region sequence-specific DNA binding; DNA-binding transcription factor activity, RNA polymerase II-specific. The coding region runs from base 150 to 1607 and encodes 485 amino acids. Gene Ontology annotation, biological process: regulation of transcription by RNA polymerase II. Gene Ontology annotation, cellular component: nucleus.